AUGUCUGCUUCUCAUUCGACAAGCCCGCGAGCUCGACUUCGUGAUGUCGUGCCAUCCGUCUUCUUGGGCUCUUGGCCUCCGGGACCCAAGAAUGGCAUCACAGACGUGCCCGGAGUUCGCGCCCAUACACAAUCCAUUCAUUCAAUGGACGGAAAUGUAAAUACGGGAGUCACCACCAUCAUCCCACGCGAUGAAUGGUUCCGCAAGGCUUGCUACGCAGGCAUCUUCCGCUUCAACGGCUCCGGCGAGAUGACGGGCACGCAUUGGAUCGAGGAAACGGGUCUCCUGCACUCACCCAUCGUCCUCACCAACAGCUUCGCCGUCGGCCAGGCGUACACUGGAAUCUACCAGCAUGCGCUGAAGAACUACGUCGGAGACGACGGCGAGGUGGGCUGGUUCCUGCUCCCCGUCGUCGGCGAGACCUUUGACGGCCAUCUCAACGACCUGAGCGUGUUUGCAGUCACUCCGGAGCACAUUGUAAAGGGCCUGGAGGAGGCGAGCAGCGAUCCGGUACCGGAGGGCAACACGGGCGGCGGCACCGGGAUGAUCUGCCAAGGUUUCAAAGGCGGCACCGGCACCAGCAGCCGCGUCGUCCCCGGGGCCACCGAGGGCUCGACGUACACCGUCGCCGCGCUGGUGCAGGCCAACUACGGGCGGCAGCGGCACCUCCGCGUCUCGGGCGUCCCCGUCGGGCGCAUCAUCGCCGACGCCGACGACGCGGCGGCCGCGGCGGCCGGGCAGACCGAGGCGCCCCGGAACGCGGCCGACGAGUCCAAGGCGACCAAGGACGGCUCCAUCAUCGUGGUGAUCGCGACGGACGCGCCGCUGCACCCGACGCAGCUGCAGCGCGUGGCCAAGCGCGCGACCAUCGGGCUGGCGCGCGUGGGCGGCUACGGGCACAACCCGUCCGGCGACAUUUUCCUGGCCUUUUCGACGGCGAGCGAGGUGCCGGUGCAGACGGUCAACGCCAACGCGCGCAGGGUCGACCCGUUCAAGCUGGCGGCGCUGGACGGCGGCGAGACGGCGGCGGCGGACGACCAGACGAUCAACGCGCUGUUUGAGGCGACGGCGGACGCGACCGAGGAGGCCAUCUACAACGCGCUGUGCAUGGCGGAGACGAUGGUGGGAAACAGAGGGCACAGGAUCGAGUCGCUGCCACUGGACAGGUUGAGGGAGGUCAUGGAUAAGUACCACUACGGGGGAGUUGAAAGCAAAGCAUAG
Molecule: messenger RNA, 1221 nt
Organism: Cordyceps fumosorosea ARSEF 2679
Lineage: Eukaryota; Fungi; Ascomycota; Sordariomycetes; Hypocreales; Cordycipitaceae
Product: peptidase family T4 protein
Exons: 1
Coding region: 1-1221 (406 amino acids)
Molecular function (GO): aminopeptidase activity
Source: RefSeq, a predicted model, not a curated record